Molecule: messenger RNA, 708 nt
Organism: Hippocampus zosterae (dwarf seahorse)
Lineage: Eukaryota; Metazoa; Chordata; Actinopteri; Syngnathiformes; Syngnathidae
Gene: ece2a
Product: endothelin converting enzyme 2a
Exons: 1
Coding region: 1-708 (235 amino acids)
Source: RefSeq, a predicted model, not a curated record
AUGCUGGGACUGUCGAAGAACGUGCACUAUGGUAAGCAGGAGUACUGGGAGAAGCGGUAUGUGGAGCUGCUGACGGACCCCUUCGACUGGUACCAGACCUACGACACCCUCAAGGACAUCAUCACCCAGUACACCACCAAGGGCGCCGCCAUCCUCAACGCCGGCUGCGGCAACUCCACCCUCUCCCAGGACAUGUACGAAGAGGGCUACCGCAACAUCACCAACAUCGACUUCAGCGCGAUCCUGAUCGACGACCUGCAGGCCAAGUACAAGGACAUGGACCCGUCGUUCCGGGUGCUACAGAUGGACGUCCGGGACAUGGACUUCGAGGACAACAGCUUCGACAUCGUGCUGGACAAGGGACUGCUCGACUCCGUGCUCUGCGGCACUUACUCCACCCAGAACUGCAAGAAGAUGUUCAAGGAGAUCUCGCGCGUGCUCAAGUCUCGGGGCUACUACAUCUGCGUGUCCUACGGCGACCCUGACAUCCGCCUUCACUAUUUCGAUCACCCCGACUACGAGUGGGCCCUCAUCAUGCCCUCCCCUCACAAGAUUUUCAAGCCCAACGUCGACCAGACCACCGUCGAGUUCAGCGACGACCGUGAGAAGAACAAGGACCUCUACCACUACGUCUACGUCAUCCAGAAGCACGCACAGAUCCACUCCCCUGUCGCCCAGCGAAGGAUGAGCGGUUCCUUCAAGCUCUGA